This is a messenger RNA of Oryctolagus cuniculus (rabbit), 984 nucleotides long. Its product is annotated as olfactory receptor 2A12-like. Gene Ontology annotation, molecular function: G protein-coupled receptor activity; olfactory receptor activity. Gene Ontology annotation, biological process: G protein-coupled receptor signaling pathway. The record is from RefSeq and is a predicted model, not a curated record. Lineage: Eukaryota; Metazoa; Chordata; Mammalia; Lagomorpha; Leporidae. Gene Ontology annotation, cellular component: membrane.
AUGAGGAUUCUUCCAGGGCAGAAUGAAAGCUGGGUUUCUGAAUUUGUCCUGCUGGGCUUCUCCAGUGACCCCAUAUCCAACAGGCUCCUCUUCAUGGUCUUCUUUCUCCUCUACCUGAGUUCAGUCCUGGGCAAUGGGCUUGUCGCCACCCUGAUCUGCCUGGACUCCCGUCUCCACACUCCCAUGUACUUCUUCCUCUGUGUCCUCUCCUUGCUGGACAUAAGCGCCAUCACCACCACCGUACCUCAGAUGCUGGUGCAUCUUCUGUCUUACACUCAGACCAUCCCUUUUGCUGGCUGCUGGCUGCAGAUGUAUGUGUUUGGUGCCCUGGGCCUGACGGAGUGCCUCUUCUUUGUAGUUAUGGCUUACGACCGAUACGUGGCCGUUUGCUACCCACUGCGUUACACGGUCAUCCUCAGCUGGGGCCUGUGCACACAGUUGGCAGCGGGAACACUGGUCUUUGGUUUCAUCUUUUCUCUGAUUCACACGUUUCUCACCAUGAGGUUGCCAUACUGUGGGCCCAAUGUGGUGAACCACUACUUCUGUGAAGGCCCCUCGGUGCGGAGCUUGGCCUGCGUGGACACCCACCUCAUUGAACUGGUGGACCUGGUCAUCAGUGUCUUUAUGGUUGUUACUCCCGUCUCCCUCAUCCUGGCCUCCUAUAUUCACAUUGCCCUGGCUAUUCUCAACAUCAAGUCCACCCAGGGACGCUGGAAGGCCUUCUCCACCUGUGCCUCCCACCUGACCAUGGUCACAUUCUUCUACGUUCCAGCCACUUACAUCUACAUGAGGCCCAACUCCAGCUACUCCCCUGAGCAAGACAAGCAGGUGUCCCUCUUUUACAAUGUUUUUACUGUCCUGCUCAACCCCGUGGUCUACAGCCUGAGGAACAAGGAUAUUAAGGCAGCUUUUCUCAAGGUGGUGGAAGUGUUGCCUAGCGACCUGGGAGCCAAGAGAGGCUGGAGACAGAAUAUGCAACACUGA